AUGGGCUGCAGCGCGAGCGUUUCGGACCCGAACGACUACCUGAAGCCCCAUGCUCAAGAAGGAAAGACGCUCGUGGACGGCCUGGUAGGUCCUGGCCCCGCCCGGCCCUUUACCAUCGAGCCGUGGAUGACUUCCCAGAAGACGUAUCCUGUUAAGAUGCUGCCAAUGACCGAUUCGCAGAACCAGGUGGUCUUCUCGGUGUCCGGCAAGUGCCACUUCAGAGAGGACUCCCAGGUGGUGGAUGCAUCGGGCAACACCGUGGCUGUGUUGCGCACGGCACAGAAGACAGCUCCCGGCUCUUCGGAAAAAUGGGAGCCAACCAGCUACCUGAUUCUGAGCACCAAGCCGAGGGUGGAAGGUCAAACACCACAUCCGGAGCCGGGCUAUGGACACACGCUCUACCUCUGGGCGAAGCUGACGCGCUAUCCCAUGACCAACACCUCAAAGGUAUUUUUAGUUAAGCAGAACGGCGAGCUCGACGAGACUAAUGAUGAUUUCAGUGUUGACAUGAAGAACGGUCUUCGGCCGAAUAAAUUUGAGGUAUGGUCCUCUGCUGGCGGAGCCAUGGUGGUCGAUGUCAAGGGCAGGAAGUACAAGGUCUUUGUGGCCGAGGGCGCCGACGUUGCCCUGCUGUACGCUUGCACGAUUGCGCACUUCAAGGUGAAUAACGAGAUCCCUACGGGAAGCACGGGAGCUGGGGGUGGCAUGGGAGCUGGGGGUGGCAUGUGA
This is a messenger RNA of Symbiodinium sp. CCMP2456, 729 nucleotides long. Lineage: Eukaryota; Dinophyceae; Suessiales; Symbiodiniaceae. The record is from the annotation of a GenBank genome assembly.